AUGGAUGAUCUCAAUAACUGGAUUAUAAAUUCUGAACUUGAUGACCUGAGGUUUAUUGGCCACAUGCACACCUGGACCAAUAUAUCCCAGGGACAGCCCUCAAUUGCAAAGAAACUUGAUAGAGUCAUUGUGAACACUCACUGGCUCUCUUCUUUUCCAAACUCAACAGCAAAUUUUGCUCCUCCUUUGUGCUCUGAUCAUUGCCCCAUGUUAGUGGAUAUAGGAGUUCCCACACCAAGAAGGAAAUGUCCUUUCAAAUUCUUUGAUUUUUGGUGUGAGCAUCCUAAUUUUUUGACAACAGUUGCUUCUGUAUGGAAUACUGAAGUGUCUGGAGUGCCUAUGUAUAGGGUUACCACAAAACUCAAAAGACUGAAAAGUGCACUAAAAAAUCUUAACCACAAUGUUUUCAGUGAUAUUUCUAGCAGGGUAAAGAAUGCAAAGUUUAACCUUACUGCUUGCCAAAACCUUUUAGACUCUGAUCCAGGGAACAUUGAGCUCAGGCAACAGGAAAGAGAUUUACUACUUACUUAUUCCAGUCUAAGUAAAGUGGAAGAACAGUUGUUUCAGCAGAAAUCAAGAGUGAAGUGGCUAGCUCUUGGUUUGAACUCCUUGUCACCAUUCAUCUCUAAAUCAGUCAAUACUGAAUUCCAUGAUAUUCUUUGCUCUAUCCCAACUGAUGUUGAAAUAAUGAACUGCAUGUUCUCUAUUAAAUCAAAAAAAUCUCCAGGUCUUGAUGGUUAUAACUCAUUCUUUUUCAAAAAGGCUUGGAGCAUUGUUGGGAGAGAUGUCACAUUGGCCAUUAGGGAUUUUUUCCAAUUUGGGAAAAUAUUCAAACAAGUUAAUGCAACUUAUUUGGCACUUAUUCCUAAAGUCCCUAACCCAUCAUCACCCUCUGAAUACAGACCUAUAACUUGUUGUAGUGUCUUGUACAAGUGUAUUUCCAAGCUUAUUGUAAAUAAGUUAAAACCCAUUAUGCCUACCUUAAUUGAUAAGGCCCAAAAUGCCUUUGUCAGUGGUAGAAAAAUUGGGGAUAACAUCAUCUUGGCUCAAGAAUUGCUAAGAGGUUAUCAUAGGGACCUUAAUCCACCUAGAUGCACACUCAAAGUAGAUCUCAUCAAGGCCUAUGAUACUCUAAGCUGGCAGUUUAUCCUGGAUGUUCUCCAACUGAUGCAAUUCCCUCCAAUAUUCAUCUCUUGGAUUAAAGCAUGUAUAUCUACUGCAUCCUUUUCUAUUUGUAUUAAUGGUGAACUGUGUGGUUUCUUUAACAGCAUCAAAGGGCUAAGACAGGGGGGAUCUUCUAUCUCCUUACCUCUUCGUUCUGGCAAUGGAUAUGACAUUUUAAUAUUCUGCCAUGGAAAUGUAAGAUCUGCACAGUCACUCAAAGUUUCCAUUGAUACCUUCACUAACCUUUCUAGCCUCACCCCUAACCCUAACAAAAGCAACUUAUUUUUCAGUGGAACUCCACAUCAGACCAAAAACACCAUAUGCAACAUCUUUCAAUUCCCUUGUGCUGAACUACUUGUCAAAUACCUUGGCCUACCUCUAAUCUCUAUUAGACUCACAACAAAUGACUACCAAUCCAUCAUUGACAGCAUGCUUUCUAGAGUUACAAGUUGGACUGCAAGAGCUCUAUCCUUUGUAGAAAGGUUACAGUUAAUUCAAGCUACGCUUUUCAGCAUGCAUAUUUACUGGACAAACCUCCUGAUUUUACCAGCUAAAGUGUGUGACAAGAUGAACCAACUAAUGCAAAGAUUCUUAUGGUCAGGCAAAGCAAUGAAUAAGUACAGAACUAAGGUGGAAUGGGAGCAUAUGUGUAACCCUAAACAUGCAGGAGGACUGGGCAUCUAUGAUAUACAACUUUGGAACAAGGCCUCAAUUUUGAGACAUAACUGGACUUUAUGCUCUAAUGACUCAACUGGAAUUUGGAAAGAAUGGACACUCAAGAAUUUAGUAAAAAACAAGAGCCUUUGGGACAUUUCUAUUCCUAGUGACAGCUCUUGGUUCUGGAGAAAGCUUCUACAGAAUAGAACUUUGGCACAGCCUUUUGUCAAACACAUCCUCAACAAUGGCUCAUCAACAAUGGUUUUCUUUGACAAUUGGCUCCCAUGUGGACCUCUCUAUCAGGAGUUGGAGGCCAAAGAGGCAAAAACCGGCGGCCGGAAUUUGAGUCUCUGCCGUUGGUCCGUGCCGGAGCUCGGCGAUCUAACACAUCUUCGUCGGCAAGGAUCAUCACAACUUGAGGGAGAAUUUCUCUCCGGCGAGGACAAGGGUUUUACUUUUAUCUCUUAA
Cornus florida is the source of this 2289-nucleotide messenger RNA. RefSeq lists its product as uncharacterized. The record is from RefSeq and is a predicted model, not a curated record. NCBI's taxonomy places the organism in Eukaryota, Viridiplantae, Streptophyta, Magnoliopsida, Cornales, Cornaceae. The coding region runs from base 1 to 2289 and encodes 762 amino acids. The transcript has 5 exons.